AGGGCUGGGCCCUCGGCCGCUUCACUCCGCCUGCCGCCUGCCGCCUGCCCCUCUGCGCAGAUCUGAGCGGAGUCGAGGCGUUUGUGCGCAGACAGACCUUCCUGUGAAUUAAAUCGCCGGCUUCGGCCCGGGAUCCCACCCUCGAGAGUCCACGUUUACCCGUCUGUCCGGUUUGCUGUGCAUUGUGCAGUCCUGCCGGCAAGGCUCGGCUUGACAGGAACUGCCUGUUAACUGCUCUUGUCUUGUUUUUACUGGAUUAUUCAUCUUUUACAUACUGGAGGUGUGCCCUUGAUCCUAAAGGCUGUUUUGUCCACUUUGUUGGCUCUUGCAACUUCUCUGACCUGUGUCCUUUUUCAGGUGAUUGGUCUUCGUUGUAGCUAGAGCUAUCAUGGCUUCCAGUCACACAGUGUUGAUGCGGUUGGUGGCCUCCGCGUAUUCUAUUGCUCAGAAGGCAGGGACUAUCGUUAGACGCAUCAUUGCUGAAGGAGACCUCGGCAUUGUGGAGAAGACCUCGGCCACAGACCUGCAGACCAAAGCUGACCGCCUGGUGCAGAUGAGCAUAUGUUCCUCCCUGGCCCGGAAGUUCCCCAAGUUGACAAUUAUUGGGGAGGAGGAUCUGCCUCCUGAGGAAGUGGACCAAGAGCUGAUUGAAGAUGGCCAGUGGGAGGAAAUUCUGAAGCAACCAUGCCCUUCACAGUACAGUGCCAUUAAAGAGGAAGAUCUUGUGGUUUGGGUCGAUCCUUUGGAUGGCACCAAGGAAUACACUGAAGGUCUUCUUGACAAUGUAACGGUUCUUAUUGGGAUCGCGUAUGAAGGAAAAGCCAUAGCGGGCAUUAUUAACCAACCAUAUUACAACUACCAGGCAGGACCAGACGCUGUGUUGGGGAGGACCAUCUGGGGUAUUUUGGGUCUAGGUGCCUUUGGGUUUCAGCUGAAGGAAGCUCCUGCUGGAAAGCACAUUAUCACCACUACCAGAUCCCACAGCAACAAGUUGGUCACGGACUGUAUUAUGGCUAUGAAUCCCGAUGAUGUGCUGCGAGUGGGAGGGGCAGGAAAUAAGAUCAUUCAGCUGAUUGAAGGCAAAGCCUCUGCUUAUGUGUUUGCAAGUCCUGGAUGUAAGAAAUGGGAUACUUGUGCUCCAGAAGUUAUCUUACAUGCUGUGGGAGGGACGUUGACAGACAUUCAUGGGAACGCCCUCCAGUACAGUAAGGAGGUGAAACACAUGAAUUCUGCAGGAGUCCUGGCCGCACUGAGAAACUACGAGUACUAUGCAAGCUGUGUUCCAGAGUCUGUCAAGAACGCACUUGUUCCGUGAAGGAACAGCUCGUUUCCUUACCCAGGAGGACUUGAUUCUCAGUUACACACCUUAGAAUCGAUUGAACAAAUCAGAGUUCCACCUUCAUCCAUCAUUGAUCAAUGAUUUAUAUUAGUAAUUAGGGAUAGAAAAUAGUAUAAAGAAUUUCAGUUUAUUGUAGUCUAAUCCUCUUAGGACUUAGGUAUAUAAAAAAUGUUGUCUUUUCUCCUGUUUAAAAACAAAAGGCCAGGUCUGGUGGCACAUGCCUGUAAUCAUAGCUAUUCUGAUGGUUGAGCGAGGAGAAUUGCUUGAGCCCAGGGCUCAAGACCAGUCUCAGCUACAUAGCAAGAUGUUGCCUUUUAAGAAAAAAAUGUAGUUUUAUUAAUUAAUCAGCCAGACCAUUUGUUUUGACAUCUGGAGAAUUUUUAACCCAGUGUCUUAAAUUUUCUUGUUUUUAUGUGCAGACAUGAAAAAAGGAUUAGCUCCAA
This is a messenger RNA of Nannospalax galili (Upper Galilee mountains blind mole rat), 1782 nucleotides long. RefSeq names its product 3'(2'), 5'-bisphosphate nucleotidase 1 (gene Bpnt1). The record is from RefSeq and is a predicted model, not a curated record. Gene Ontology annotation, biological process: phosphatidylinositol phosphate biosynthetic process. Bases 389 to 1315 code for a protein of 308 amino acids. Lineage: Eukaryota; Metazoa; Chordata; Mammalia; Rodentia; Spalacidae. Gene Ontology annotation, molecular function: 3'(2'),5'-bisphosphate nucleotidase activity. The transcript is spliced from 11 exons.